UGGAGGGAGAUCUCUCAGUUCUUAGCCCUGCUCGUUUUGGCGGCGAUAUGCGUUAUCGUGCUCGGCAUUUGCGGUAUCUUUGUUCCGUCGCUCUUUGCAUCUGAUGCUGCCGAUAAUGUCACUGUGCUUGCAAAGCCAGGCUCUUGUGGACUUCUCAAACUCCAUGAUGCCACGGCUGAGAUUGCUGAGGUGUCGUCUGUCGCGUCCCGGGAGCUGGAUGAGACAACCUUCGCAAGACGCUAUGCAGCCCAGUUCUAUGGUAAUGAGUCUGUCACUGAAAGGAUGCAAUCCACGUUCCCUAUUCUUUCUUUGCCAUUUAGAACGGACAACUCAGCGCCGUGUCCUUUCGAUGCCCAAAUGUGCUUUCCAGGCCCCGGGGAGUCAAUAAGUUUCGACACAGGAUUGCUUGACUCACAUAAACAUCUCGGAAUCAAUGCACGCAAAAAGGAUAGAGUCCAGUAUCGUUGGAAAGCGGCUUGUGCACCGCUGAAGCUCAACGAAACCAUGUUCAAUGUGACGGAAGAAGGCGGAACCAACACCACAACCAAAUACGCUGAGUUCAGCCUCGGUCCAAACGAAAACAACGCUUUCACAUUUUCUUGGAGAUUCAGAGAUCCUGAGAACCGAAUUGGCUACCAAGUACAGACUGCAUCCUCGUCCCGGGGAUUCCGCGAUGCUGGGAACCUCUCCUGGGUCCCAAUACCUCCCUUGUGGCGUCCGGACGCAGACAUAACUCUGGUCUUCAUUACCCCAAACACGAUAGCGUACUCUACUAUGGUCAAUGACACAGUAUUCCAAGCCAAUGGCACAGUAAAGCCUAUCUUGGAAAGCGAAUACGGAAAGCUAUACCUGCCUGAUUACAACGCUCGCUUUAUCGCUUGUGCGGACCAGCAUGAAUUCUGCAACCCAACCAAUGGGCUUUGCUCCGGACUGGAUGGCAUCCUAGGCUCGGUGACGGGACCAUUCUCGACUAUGUCAACCACAAAACAACUAGCAACUGUAUCACGGAUAAGUCAUAAUGCAGAGUUUUAUACUAUGGAGAGAAGUCUUAAGGAACUCGGAAGUAACGGUUUGAUCGCAAACUCUCUCAUUGGCAAUACAAUGCUUGUUUCCCCGGGAUUACCUGAUGAUCAAUGGCAACUUGAAACCAGACGCUGGUUCGAGACUGGUCUUGCAAAGCUACAGGCUAACACCAAGAAUUUUGCCAACCUACCCUACUCCGAUCGGGACUCUAUUGCAUACAAGUUCAUACCAGCUGGAAACCUUACCAACGCUACGGACCUAAAUUCUGAGUUGCACAAAUUAUGUUCACAACAGCGAAUUCGGUCAAACGGCCAGGUCCAGAACUUUAACGUGGCCAGUCUCGCAAUUCUAAUGGGAGUCAGUUUGAUUGCCGUGUUUGUUAGUGAACUGUUGGCCCCGUGGGGUAUGGAGCGAUUUUGCCAGGCGGCUUACAAAGAGUGGGAGGCUGACGGGCUGCUUGGGGUUUGGAAAAGGUAUAUUGACCCACAACAGCAAAGGCGAUGGGUCAAAGGCAAGCAUGAGGUCUAUGUCAUUAUGGAAGAUUCACCUGAAGAAGUUCAAUUAGUUAGCAGAUCAAGCAAGUAG
Fusarium keratoplasticum is the source of this 1608-nucleotide messenger RNA. RefSeq lists its product as uncharacterized. The transcript has 3 exons. Lineage: Eukaryota; Fungi; Ascomycota; Sordariomycetes; Hypocreales; Nectriaceae. Bases 283 to 1608 code for a protein of 441 amino acids. The record is from RefSeq and is a predicted model, not a curated record.